AUGACGGGGUCGGUGUCAACUACCGUUUUCCCUCUUUAUCCCUCUCUUGGCAGUAUCCUCCGAUGCAGGUGUUCAGGAUUCUGUUUGGUCAGGGGAGCGACCAGAGCGGUGUUCACUGUUCAGUUGGUUUUAUCUACCGGCUAUGUGGGUGUGAGGAUUCGCUAUGGUUAUUAUGUGGUGUACUGGUGUUCAUGGGAUGGAGUCGGCACUGGUCAUAUUAGAAUACGGAGAUGGAAUAGGGGCACGUUUGUUGAUGAGUGGCCUGGUUUGCCUAAAGGCGUUAAAUUUGAUCCGUCAGAUCAGGAAUUGCUGUGGCAUUUGCUAGCGAAAAUUGGGAAAGUGGGUCUCAAACCCCAUGCCUUUAUUGAUGAAUUUAUUCCCACUAUUGAUUCAAAUGAGGGCUUAUACUAUACUCAUCGGCAGAAACUCCCAGGAGUUAAGCAGGAUGGAAGUGUAUCACACUUCUUCCACAGAACAUUUAAGGCCUACAACACUGGGACUAAGAAGCGUCGGAAAAUAAAUACCAAUGUGGUUGGCGAGAUUCGGUGGAAUAAGACUGGCAAGACAAAAACAAGUAGUAAUUGGUGGAAUGCACCUUGGUUGCAAGAAAAUAAUGGUUAUGAAAAGACGAAUUGGGUGAUGCACCAAUACCACGUUGGCACUGGGGAAGAUGAAAAGGAUGGUGAAUUUGUUGUCUCCAAAUUAUUCUAUCAACAACUACCUAAGCCUAGGGAGAAUAAUUCACAAGGCAUAACUGCAGCAGAUGCUUUGGAGCCUAUAUGCGCUGCAGUGGAUUUGGCUGAUUGUCCUCCAUUGAUGGACUGGUCUUCUUUGCCCUUGCAAGAGGACAGUCGUAAUCAAGAAAUUAUUGACAAGUUUGAACAUAAUUGUGAUCAGGUAAAUGGGCACACCGAACUGAAGGACAAAGAAGACAUUCUCCAUCAUGAAUCUAAAAAUGUUGUUAUUGAUGAUCAAGAUAAGCACCCUUCGCAGGAUGAAAAAUGGUGGGAGGGGGAAUCCCAGUUCUGUGAAGAUGAGCACCAAAAGAGCAGGCCUCGCCUUGCUGAAUAUGGCCAUUUGCCUGCAGAUGACUUGAAAAAGGAUCUUGAAGAAUGUCAGAAGCUGGACGAUGUACAUAACACAAAUCUAGAGCUUGAAUGCACUCCCGAGUUUCGACUUAGCCAAUUGGUCCCCGGCGUCCAGGACCCGAGGCCUGACGCCCCGAGCCCGUUCGUCGACAGCCUCCUGCCGGGCGGCGCGGCCGCCCUGCCCGUGACAGGGAAUGUGGCUAGCUGUGGAAAGGUUGAUCCUGAGGUUGAUUGGGCAAUGGAUCAAAAUAUUGAGGAUUGGCAGGGUAAAAAAAGGAAGGCACAAGGGGAAUAUGAGGAAGAGCAUCCGUAUUGUCCAGAACCUGGAGAAGAAGAAGCAGCAGCUUGUGAUGUCCCCUAUACUGGUGCAGCAGCCCCAUCUCAACGUGUCACUGCAUCAAAUAGAGGAAGAAAAAGAGGCACUACCACUCCUAGCAUUGACAUGUUCUUCAAGCCUAGAACUGGCCUAGGUGAUCAGCCUACAGUAAGGAGUGUGCUUCAAGAAGAAGCGGUGAAGCAGAAGGCUGAUUUGUGUAUGGCAAAGUGGUUUAUUGCUGCAUUGGUUCCGUUUAAUGCAAGUAAUUCAAUAUUUUAUCAGCCAAUGAUUGAUGCUGUGUGUGCAUUUGGUCUUGGAUAUAAGGGGCCUAAUUUCAAUCAGCUGCGUGGUCCAUUACUUGCAAAAUGUGUUGAGGAAACUAGAAGCUUUGUUGAUGGAUUCUGCAAAACUUGGAGGGAAACUGGUUGCACAGUCAUGGCUGAUGGAUGGACAUAUAGAAAGAGAAGGACUCAUCAACUUCUUGGUCUAUUGCCCCGAAGAUUGUUUAGAGAUGUUGUGAACUUUGUUGGUCCUGAACAUGCUGUGCAUUUUGUCACUGAUAAUUCCUCAAAUAUGGUUGCUGCUGGUAGAAAGUUAGAAGAUGAGUUCCCAUCCAUCUAUUGGUCCCCUUGUGCUGCCCAUUGUUUGAAUUUAAUACUAUCUGACUUUGGAAAGGAGAAUAUAGUGAAGACUACUAUAGCUCAUGCAUCAUCUAUCACAAAAUACAUCUACAACCGUUGUUAUCCGUUAUAUCUAAUGAGGAAGUUCACUAAAGGUCAUGAGAUUCUUCGUCCAGCAAAAAUUUGUUUUACUACUAAUUUUAUUGCAUUGCAAAGCAUAUACAAACAUAAGGCUGAUCUUCAAGCAAUGGUUGUCUCCAAUGAUUGGAUAACCUCUGCAUAUUAUAAGGAAGCACAAGGGAAAAAGUUUACCAGAGCUGUGCUAGAUCAGAACUUUUGGAAAGAUUGUGCUAUUGUUUGUCAAUUAUCAGAACCAAUAGUGCGAGUGUUGAGAAUUGUGGACAGCCAUGGGCGACCUGCCAUGGGGUAUCUAUUUUCAUCCUUCCACGCUUCAAGAGAUGAAAUUGUGAAGAGGUUUCAGAGAAAGGAGUUAGUCAAGCCAUUUUUGGACUAUAUAGAUGCAUGUGCACCAAACUUACAGAAGCUAGCUUUGCGUGUAUUGAGCCAAACUUGUAGUGCUUCUGGAUGUGAGAUAAGCUGGAGCAUGUUUGAGCAUGUGCACUCCAAAAAGAGGAACAGACUUGAGCAUCAAAGGUUAAAUGAUAUUGUGUUUGUUCAUUGCAACUUGAGAUUGCGUCAAAGGUCCAAAACCUCUACUAGAAACUAUGACUCAAUCAGUUUGGAUGAAAUUCGGAAGGGAAAUGAAGCAUGGGUUGUUGAAGACAAUCCACCUUGUCUUAAUGCGGAGGAGUUGAAUGAAUUUCGAAAUGAAUUGUCUGCAUUGAGUAUACAAUGCAGUGAUGAUAUGGUGCUGAAUUUGGAUGAGGUUGAGGCUGAUGCCAUGGAUGAAAGUGAAGAGACGUUGUCCAGCCAAGAUAAUGAACUUCAUGAUCUUGGUAUGGGCGAUGAACAUUGUGAAGAGCCCGAAGAUGAAGAUUGGGAUCCAUUUUACCUAUAG
Miscanthus lutarioriparius is the source of this 3042-nucleotide messenger RNA. Lineage: Eukaryota; Viridiplantae; Streptophyta; Magnoliopsida; Poales; Poaceae. The record is from the annotation of a GenBank genome assembly.